GACCAUGACCCGUGGACUGUACUAUGCCGAGGCGGAAGGAUUUGCAGAUAGGACUGCAGAGUGCUGCACCAACUAAAAAGAUUUUGUGCGGCACGGUCCCAAGAACCAGCUACUGUGCCAGUGCGGACGCUACUACAACACGAUGAAUCGUCUGUCACUGCACCAGCGCGAGGAGUGUCAGGACUUUAAGCGAUUCCAGUGCGACUACUGCCUUAAGUGGUUCAAGCGGCGAUCCCAUCUGAACCGCCACAAGAAGCUGCACGAUGCCGAGCUGGCGGCAGAGCCAGCCAUUCACAAGCAAAAGCCGAAGGCCAAAACCACAAAACAGACUGCAGAUGGAGCAGGAGUAGAAGCGACGGCAGCAACAGAACUCGAGUCUCUAUACCUCUAUACGUCUGAGAUAAAAGUGGAGCAUGAGGAGGAGUUCAUUUAAGUUUUGUUAACAAUUAUUAUGCAUAUUAUAGACAAGUUCUCGUUAUUGCCAAACUCGGAAAACCAUGACUUUUGUAAAUAAAUAGAC
Molecule: messenger RNA, 520 nt
Organism: Drosophila persimilis
Lineage: Eukaryota; Metazoa; Arthropoda; Insecta; Diptera; Drosophilidae
Product: longitudinals lacking protein, isoforms N/O/W/X/Y
Exons: 2
Coding region: 143-433 (96 amino acids)
Source: RefSeq, a predicted model, not a curated record